CCAGAUCAAUCGGAAGACACGACACGUGCCACUGGCAUCAGCCAUGAGCUUCCAGGAGAGGUCUCGCUCGGACUUGGAACCGGUGGCGCUGGUGCCAGGCAUCUCGCGACAGCUCUCCAGGCGACCUGCUCCUGCGAAGUUCCAAGACUUGCCGGCCGGCUUGGCGCCAGUCAGCGACCACGAGGUGUCGCAGAGACGGCGCCAGGAGGACGAAUGGCGUUCGCUGCUUGUGCGGCAGCGGCGAGCAGAGCAGCGCCUGGGUGAGCUCAUGGAGCUGGAAGAGGAGCGGCGGACGGCGAUUAUGGAGCUGCGCCAGGACGUCCGCGCCUUGGGCAAAGCAGUGGCGCUGCUGCAAGAUCAGGUGGUAUGUGCUGGGAAGCCAGUCGAGUCGCAGCGCCUGGAUGUGCACAGCUUCCGCCUGACGGCGCUCUCCAACGCGGUGCGGCGCUUGCAGAAGAUGCAGGCGACGGCGCGGUGUGAAGCGCCGGUGCUGCGGCGAGCCAUGGCGAGCUGGUCGCAGCUCAUCCACCCGAAGGCCAAAGAUCGCCUUGAGGUGGCGCAGGAAGAGAGCCAAGAGGCUCGAUUGGUGGAAUUGGUCGAAAGCCUGGAGGGUCAAGCCACCGCCGUGCAGGAUCUCAGCGAACUGGUACGAGCUGAGCUGAAGGGGAACCGGGAGGACGAGUGCCGUGAGCAGGCCUUUCGGGAGCUUGCAGCACGCGUGGAGGUGCUGGAGGAGCGAAGCCGCUGGCCCUUGCGCGAAGCGCGGGAGCUGGAGCAGCGCAGCCUCGAGGCCAUGGACCAGGUGCAGCGGCGCGCGCAGGGCGCGCUGGCCAAGCUUGCACGGAGGUUGAGGGAGGCGGGCAGAGGAGUUGAAACCGAAGCCUGGAACAGAUUUGAUCAGCAUGCCCGGGAUGGCUUCGGCUUCCUAUGGGGUAUGCAUGAACACCAAGUCUGAUAAGAAUUAGAACACCUGCAGGAGGGGCUCGUAAAGUGUCUUG
Effrenium voratum is the source of this 998-nucleotide messenger RNA. The record is from the annotation of a GenBank genome assembly. NCBI's taxonomy places the organism in Eukaryota, Dinophyceae, Suessiales, Symbiodiniaceae.